Messenger RNA from Dovyalis caffra, 1275 nucleotides. The record is from the annotation of a GenBank genome assembly. NCBI's taxonomy places the organism in Eukaryota, Viridiplantae, Streptophyta, Magnoliopsida, Malpighiales, Salicaceae.
AUGUUAGCCACGUGGCAGAAUCAAAUCCAUGUGAGUGAGCCAUUAAAUUUAGUGGAAGGAUUCGCUGGAAGAAGCAGGUGUGGUAAGGUUGUUGAGUCUGCUUCGGUCUCUGAAGAAGAGAGCACAGUUGGGUCUACUUCUGCUGCCAAUGGCACUGAUGUGUUCCAUCUCACUUACUUGGAGGGGAAUAGUUGGUUAUGGGAGGUGGGUGGGGUUAAUAUUUUGGUUGACCCAAUCCUGGUGGGUAACUUGGAUUUUGGAAUUCCCUGGCUUUAUGAUGCUGCCAAAAAGGUCCUUAAGAAUUUCCAGCUUAGUGAUCUUCCUGAAGUGGAUUGCCUAUUGAUCACUCAAAGCCUAGAUGAUCAUUGCCACUUAAAGACCUUAAAGCCACUUUCUGAAUCAUCCCCAAAUCUCAGAGUCAUUGCAACUCCAAAUGCUAAGCCUUUGCUGGAUCCCCUUUUUAGUAAUGAAUACAGGAUGGUGGAUAGACAUCCAAUCUUGCCAGUGCACGUGUUCUCUCUCCUUCCUGACAUUGUUAUGAACAAGCUCUGCACUGAGUUACAUUUAAACCAGUUUGAAGCUUUGUCAUUGGACAUGCAAUGCUAUGAUUCAAAUAGGCUGUCUGUCAUGUAUCUAGAACCUGGUCAGAGUUCUGAAGUUGAAGCUAGAAAUGGUUCUAAAGUCAGAGUUAAAGCUACCGCAGGGCCAGUUUUAGGUCCUCCUUGGCAGCGCCCUGAGAAUGGAUACCUCAUCAAUUCUCCACAAGGUCAAUUAACACUCUACUAUGAGCCUCACUGUGUAUAUAACAAGGAUUUUCUUGAGAAGGAACAUGCCGAUAUUGUUAUCACACCGGUCAUAAAACAGCUUCUGCCUAAAUUGACUUUGGUUUCAGGACAAGAAGAUGCGGUUCAACUUGCAAAGUUGCUGCAGGCCAAGUUCAUUGUACCCAUGAAAAAUGGAGACCUCGAUAGCAAAGGGUUUCUUGCUUCUAUCAUUCAGGCAGAGGGAACAGUGCAAUCAUUCAAGAAAGUUGGUGCUCCUAGUGUAACCGGUGGUGACUUGAUUGAUAUCUUUGUGCCACAAGGUGCAAGCUCGUUGGACUUUCAGGGGCACUCCAGGCAUUUUUAUUUGGUCGAUAGUCAAUACGGUUUUCUUGUUUUGUCCUCAUACUACGAAAUGGAAAUGCAGUAUGCAGAGCUUUUAGCAAAGGAACUACCAGAUACCCAGGCACUUGAGCCUACCCCUGGUGUGCCGCUAGAAAUAUCAGCUCCUUGA